This is a messenger RNA of Pyricularia oryzae 70-15, 946 nucleotides long. RefSeq lists its product as uncharacterized. The coding region runs from base 437 to 694 and encodes 85 amino acids. Lineage: Eukaryota; Fungi; Ascomycota; Sordariomycetes; Magnaporthales; Pyriculariaceae. The transcript has 3 exons. The record is from RefSeq and is a predicted model, not a curated record.
GGGUCUGUCCGCAUCAAUCGUCUGUCAACUCUUCAAUACAAGAUUGCCCACGUAGGAAGGACCAUACUGUGACCAACCACACUGGCCCAACCGAGAUCUGCUCAUUUCGACCUCAACAUCUCCUUCGGCCACUCGGGGUAUUUAGGGUCCAGGCGAAAAUUGCGGUCUCUCGUGCCACUACUCAAGCUACAAUUUCACCAGACCAGUCUUGAUAAUGAUAUCAGCGCGAUGGAACAGCAUUUCAUGUCCCUUUUCAUUUCUAGACGUCACCCUCUUAGCUCUUGCUUAUGAAAAUAGGAAAGCGGUUUAGUGUUUUUCUAUAGUUCCUGAGUCUGGGGUUGACACAUGCAGUAUCAACAGAUGUAUGGUGGUUUUCCGUCUCUACCAGUGUUUCGCCGACUAGGUUUCUUAGUUGACUUAGGCAUGCGAUUUCAAUAUGCUGGAAAUCUUUGAGAUAGAACGGGACCAAUACUCGGUGGAUAUUCAAGGCCUAAUUCCCCGAGACUUUUCUUAUGAACAUCGCAUUGUCCCCAGUUUCAGUACCGAGAUCAGAAAAGACCGGCUACCCAAAAGAAAGAGGCUACUGACCAGAAUAAAACCCUCCACCUGUCUCCUGGUUGACUUCCUAACCACCGUCGCCAUGGCCACGUCAACAGCCAACGAGAUACCCACCGUCCUUGAGGCGCGGAACUAGCUCGAUGGUCUCUCCUGUUAGUCUGGUAGAGGUGAUUGUACCGGUGGGAGAUUUGCCGUUAAAGGAAAGGGCAAGCAAGAUAUCGCGUCUGAACUGAUAGGGAGUGCACCAAGAAGAUCACCAGGAUCAGAUGGAUCAGAACAGGGUUAGAGGAAGCAGGUUUAGGGUGGAGUUCAGCUUACCGUAUAUACCAUUACUGUAUUGUGAGCGCGGAAGAGAUAUGAUCUUAACAAUAAGCGACUAUCCAGCCCU